AUGUCGUUCUUAGACAUACUAGAGAUAAGUUUGCUGAUUAUAGAAGGUGACAAGAAUAAACCUAAAGAUCCAAUUCAACAGCCAGCGCAACAAAGAGUUUUCACUACUCAAUUAGUUUUAACCUUAAUUUCUGGUAUUUGGUUAUUUUUAUUAUUUUGUAUACUAAGGUAUAGAUGGCCUCAUAUAUAUGCUGUAAGAACAUUAAGAAAAGAACAUCAAAGCAGUAAAUUCCUUGAAUUAUUACCAAAUAAUUUAUUUGGGUGGAUUAAAGUGGUUUAUAGAAUCAGUGAUGAAGAAGUAUUAUUAUGCUCAGGAUUAGAUUCAUAUGUAUUUUUAGCAUUUUUCAAAAUGGGUAUCAAGAUAUUUUUCGUUAUUGGUUUAAUGGCAGUAUUUAUUGUUAGUCCUAUAAGAUAUUAUUUCACGGGGAAUUAUGAUAAGGAAACGAUAAAUUUAAAACCUUCAAAACCACCUGAUUUUAAUGAUGAUUUUCCAAAAUUCUUUUGGGUUUAUCCAAUUUUCACCUAUAUAUUUUCAUUUGUUGUAUUUUAUUAUGUUUAUGAUUUUACAAAUGUUGUAUUGAGAACAAGACAGAAAUAUUUAGCUUCACAAAACUCAAUUACUGAUAGAACCAUAAGGUUAGAUGGUAUACCGAAACAAUUGUUGAAAACAGAAAGAUUAAAGAAAUUCAUUGAGGAUCUAGGUAUUGGUAAAGUAUUGGAUGUUAAAUUAAUUUACAAUUGGUCACCAUUAGAAAAGCUAUUUAACAGAAGAAAUGAAAUAGUGAAUAAAUUGGAGUACUUGUACUCAUCAAUGUACAAGACAGACAUUGAUAUCUAUAAUCUACAACAAAUUCCAGCUGUUAAUUUACUUUGGUCUGAGCCUACUUACACAAAAUACCAAGAAGAGCAAGUACAACAAUUAUCAAAAGAGUUAGGAGAAAUGGAUGAUGAAAUUAGACUCAUACAAAAUAAAUUUGAUAGUGAUCUUACUACAAUCAAUGUUAAAGAAAAUGCAGAAUUCAAACAGAUAUCGUCUGCAUUCAUUACGAUGGAUUCCGUUGCAUCUGCUCAAAUGGCUGCUCAAACAAUAUUAGAUCCAAGAGUUUACAAAUUAAUUGUCAGCUUAGCACCAGCUCCAAAAGAUAUUAUAUGGGAAAAUUUUAAAUUAACCUAUUUGCAAAGAUUGUUCAAAUCAUAUUUUAUAACAUUUUUGAUUGUGCUAAGCUAUGGAUUUAUUAUAUUUUUAGUUGUUCCAUUGACAUCCUUAUUAGAUUUGAAAACAAUUACUAAAUUUUGGCCCAAAUUAGGUGAAUUAAUUGGUAGAUCAGAAUGGGCUACAACAUUUGUUACAGGUAUCUUACCACCAUUAUUAUUCACAUUAUUGAAUAUUUCAUUUCCAUACUUUUAUCGUUAUUUAUCCACAUGUCAAGGUUAUUCAUCAAAUAGUGAAGUUGAAUUAUCAACUUUAUCUAAAAACUUCUUUUUCAUAUUUUUUAACUUGUUUUUAAUUUACGUUGCAGCAGGUACAUUUUGGGAUUAUAUUUCAUAUAUCAGCGAUACAACAAAAAUUGCAGUUCAAUUAGCUACGUCAUUAAGAAGAAUGUCAUUAUUUUAUGUUGAUUUAAUUUUAUUACAAGGGUUAACCAUGUUUCCAGUUAAAUUAUUACAAGUUGGUGAUUUCUUUUUAUUGAAUAUUAUAGGUAAGUUGUUUUUUCUCAAGAAAUUAAUAUUGAAAACACCAAGAGAUUAUAGAGGAUAUUAUUUCACUCCACAAAUAUUUGAUUUUGGUAUUAAUUUGCCACAACAUAUUAUGAUUUUCAUGAUUAUAUUGAUUUAUUCAGUCGUAUCCACAAAAAUUGUUACAUGUGGGUUAAUUUAUUUUAUUAUUGGAUUUUUCGUUUAUAAAUAUCAACUAAUUUACAAUUUUGUUCAUCCACCACAUUCAACUGGUAAAGUAUGGCCCAUGAUUUUUAGAAGAAUAAUGUUGGGAUUAAUCAUUUUUCAAUUGUUUAUGUGUGGUUCUUUAGCUUUGGAAAGUGCAAUAUUAUUAUCACUUUUAUGUACACCAUUAAUUUUCAUUACAAUUUUUAUGAUUUGGAAUUUUGAAAAAUAUUAUGUACCUUUAAAUACCUUUAUUGCAUUAAGAGCAAUUUUAAAUCCAUUUGAUUUUGAUAAAGUAUUUGAUGAUGAUCAAUCGAGUAAUGAAACAACUACACAAAUUGAACCAAUUGGUGAAUCUACAUUUUUAUUAGAUGAUGAUGAUGAAGAAGCAAAUAAUGAUUAUGAAACAAAUAAUGUUAAUCGUCCACAAAGUAGAUUAUCAAGAAGAAAAUCAACAAUUGAUGAAGAAAGAGAACAAUUUACUGAUUAUACUUAUCCAAAUUUGAUAAAUCCAUUAAAUGGUCCUUGGGUUGGAUUUACAGGUAACAUAGUAACAAUGGUUGAAUAUAAACCACAAUUACAACUGAUAUUAGAAGAUGGCAAUGUUUCUGUUACUGUAAAUGAGAAUGAAACAAUUGUAAAUAAAAAAUUAUCAGUUAGUGAAUGGGAAUAG
This is a messenger RNA of Insectozyma verbasci, 2553 nucleotides long. Lineage: Eukaryota; Fungi; Ascomycota; Pichiomycetes; Serinales; Debaryomycetaceae. The record is from the annotation of a GenBank genome assembly.